CACUUCCUUUCUCUGGAUGUCAGACAGUCUGAAAAACUCAAUCUUGGGUCAAACUCGAUAUACUUUACUUUAAAUGCGCUCCAACGCGUAGUUCGGGGCUGGAAGUUUGGUGGUGGGAGCAAUAGAGUAACGGGACGGGGUAGCACACUUGAGAAGCUUUCUGUAAAGAAUCUAAUGAACCGCGCACAAAGUUAGACAUCUUUACGGAUAAGAAAACCUGAAGAUUUGAAUGAUGACAGAGAAAGUGUUGGUGAUUGACGACGUCAUAACAGAUGCAAUGGCUACUCCAUCUCCAGCCAAGAGUAUGGGCGACCCAGGCAUCACGCCACUUUCCCCCACACAUGUACUGAAUGACUCAGAAGAGAAUGAGUCUACGAGGCACCCAUAUGUGGUGGUGGUGGCCAUCGACUUUGGCACCACCUCCAGUGGCUACGCAUAUGCCUUCAAAAAAGAACCAGAGUGCAUUCACACUAUGAGGCGCUGGGAGGGUGGAGACCCAGGUGUGUCCAAUCAGAAGACACCUACCACCAUUCUACUGACCCCUGACAAGAAGUUCCACAGUUUUGGUUAUGCAGCCCGAGAUUUUUACCAUGACUUGGAUCCCACCGAGUCGAAGCAAUGGCUCUAUUUGGAGAAGUUUAAAAUGAAGCUACACACCACUGCUAAUCUAUCCAUUGAUACGGAUUUACAUGCGGCCAAUGGGAAAAGGGUGAAAGCUCUGGAUAUUUUUGCUUAUGCGCUGGCCUUUUUUAAGGAGCAGGCUCUUAAGGAGCUGAGCGAUCAAGCAGGGGGGGACUUUGAAAAUUCGGAUGUCAGAUGGGUCAUCACUGUACCGGCCAUCUGGAAGAUGCCGGCCAAGCAGUUUAUGAGAGAGGCAGCGUAUAAGGCUGGUCUGGUUUCUCGUGACAACCCUGAUCAGCUGAUCAUUGCUCUGGAACCAGAGGCUGCGUCCAUUUACUGCAGGAAGCUACGCCUCCACCAAAUGGUUGAUUUAAGCAACAAAACAGCCCAGAAUGGUUACAGCCCAACAGAGAACGUUGGGAGCGGAAUGACCCAGGCCAAGGAGCAUGUGCGCCGUAACCGACAGAGCCGCACCUUUCUGGUGGAGAAUGUCAUAGGAGAGCUCUGGUCUGAACUCACUGAAGGUGACCGUUAUGUGGUGGUGGAUUGUGGAGGAGGGACAGUGGAUCUCACUGUGCAUCAGAUCCGGCUGCCGGAAGGGCACUUGAAGGAGCUUUACAAAGCUUCAGGAGGCCCGCACGGCUCUAUCGGUAUAGAUUAUGAAUUUGAGAAGCUCCUGUGUAAGAUAUUCGGGCAGGAUUUCAUCGACCAGUUUAAGAUCAAGCGUCCAGCCGCCUGGGUGGAUCUGAUGAUCGCGUUUGAGUCUCGUAAGAGAGCCGCAGCUCCUGACCGAAGCAACCCGCUGAAUAUUAACCUGCCCUUCUCUUUCAUCGACUACUACAAGAAAUUCAGAGGACACAGUGUGGAGCAUGCACUGAGGAAGAGCAAUGUGGACUUUGUGAAGUGGUCUUCGCAGGGAAUGCUGAGAAUGAGUCCAGAUGCGAUGAAUGCACUGUUCAAACCAACUAUAGACCACAUUAUACAGCACCUGACUGAGUUAUUCGACAGGCCGGAGGUGACAGACAUCAAGUUCCUUUUCCUGGUGGGGGGAUUCGCAGAGUCUCCACUGCUGCAGCAGGCGGUUCAGAAUAUGCUUCAGGGCCGCAGCCGAAUUAUUAUUCCGCAUGAUGUGGGUUUGACCAUCCUCAAGGGGGCGGUGCUGUUCGGUCUGGAUCCUAGCAUCAUAAAGGUGCGCCGCUCUCCGCUCACUUACGGCGUUGGCGUCCUUAACCGUUUCAUAGAAGGGAAGCACCCGCCCGAGAAGAUGCUUGUAAAGGACGGUACGCGCUGGUGCACCGACGUUUUCGAUACGUUCAUCUCUGCCGAUCAGUCGGUGGCGCUGGGUGAAACGGUAAAACGCAGCUACACACCGGCGAAGCCGUCGCAGCAGGUGAUUGUCAUCCACGUUUACUGCUCAGAAAAAGAGUCUGCCAUUUUCAUCUCAGACCCAGGUGUGAGGAAGUGCGGUACGCUGAAGCUGGAUGUGAGCGGUACUGAGAGCCCAGCGGCACGAAGAGAGAUCCAGACGCUCAUGCAGUUCGGAGACACGGAGAUAAGAGCCAUGGCUAUUGAUGUGGCUACCUCUCGCAGUGUCAAAGCUAGCAUUGAUUUCCUUAGUCACUAAAAAAAGAUGAGGGAUGACUAAACAACACUGCAGAAACUCCGUAUUUUAGUCAAGUUUUCCAGUGAAAUGUCCCAACAAAGUCCAAGUAAAGACAUUUAUAAUUUUACGAAAGAUUAAGCAGAAAAAACGUUUUCAAGAAAUGCUUCUUAAGCAGCAAAUCAGCAUAUUAGAAUGAUUUCUGAAUGAUCAUGUGACACUGAAAACUGGAGUAAUGGUGCUGAAAAUACAGCUUUGCCAUCACAUUAAUAAAUUACAAAAUUAAAAAUAGUAAUAUUAUUUAUAUUUGUACACAAUUACAGAAAAUUUUUGAUCACAUAAAUGCAGACUUUUCGAAAAAAUGUACUGACCCCAAACUUUGAAUCAGUUGCGUAUUGAAUUAUAUUUAUUUGCAAAUUGUUUUAUUUUCUUGUUAUAAACAUCAUUAAAUUGUAGAUUUCUACUAGAAAACUACAGGGUAAUACAAAUAAAAUGGUAAAAAAAAAAAUAGUCCUUUAUCUCAUGCUGUUAUGCUUCUCAAGUCAAUAUUUCUUGUUUAGAGGAUGUUUAGAUAUUUUGACUGGAAAACAAGACCAAAUACUGAUUAAAAGUAUUGUUUUGCAGUGUAAAAGGAUAGAGAAAAGAAAGGUAAAACUAAAAAUAGAGAUUGAGAUUGAUCUUGAGAUUUGUAGGUUUGGAGUCUCAACUAAUACACCAUGUUUGCCGACCUUCUAUGUGACAUUCGCUUGAAUAACUGUGCCAUUCGUGUUAUUUUAUUUAGUCAUUUCAAUUUCCAGAUGCACAACUGGACUCAACUUCAGAAAGAAAAGAAUUUCUCCUAUUUGGCCAAAGUUGAGUUCAUUCUGUUCAUUUUUACCAACGCUCUCUUCAUCUAGACUCAGUCCGUUAUUCUCUGUAUGCUUGUAUUAUCUAUUUGUGUAGUCUGGCUAUGGCUAUUUUCUGCACAGAGAUGCAAACUCUGCAUGGAUAGAGCCAAAAUACAGCUGCGUAUUGCUAGUAGUGCAAUUUGGGAUAGCAUAUUGUAUUAACUUAGCAAGUCGAGUUCAGGUUAAGGCAGCUACAUCAGUCUUAUACUCACAAUAUAACAUUGUUCUCUUACGAAAUGUACUGCUCUGCUCUGAAACUCUGGCCUAUUACCUCCAAGGCCCAGUCCAGAACCAGUUCAUUCAUUUAGGUUACAAUGAGGAGGUAAAGCAGUUGGUUUGAGCUGCUGGACUGGUGACCAAAUUGUUAGUCUGAAACAGAACUUUAAGAAUGGUACCGCUACACAUCACAAAGGUGCUUAUGUCCAUGACAAAAUUACUAGUGCUAUGCGGCAGAACACAACAUAAAUCUCAUAUUUUUUUGUUUGUUGUUCUUACGUUUCAUUAUCUUGAUUAUGGGUUUCUUUUAUGCACGUCAAGGCAUUUUAGGAGUUCUGGACACUUGCGUUGACUCUAGUUUAGGGCGCCAUUUCGUUUGUCCCAAAAUGCAGCAUAUCUUUUCAUAUUGUUGGUCAGUAUGUCGCUCUAAGCGGAAUGAGAAAGCAUAAAUCCUAGAAUGUGAAUUUAAAUCAUCAUUUGAAGUGGCAGAGAUGGUAUUUGCUAGCUGCACCUAAACAUGAUUUGAAAGAAUAGCCAUCGCUAUAUGCUAGUUGCCUUUAAUACUGCUCUUAUAGAAAGAGAUGUCACUGAUUUUUUUCCCUUUUAUUUAGUAUUUUUAUUUAGGAGAUUAUUUUGAAGAAUAUGUGUCAAAUGAAAAUGUUUAUUUCUGUAUAUACAGUAUUUAAAAAUAUUGUACAGAUUUCUAGCAUUGUUUUAGCGUUAGCAGCUUUAUGAGCAGUGUGUGUAUGCAGGCCUUAAGAGCACACGUUCUUUUUUUUUUCACUCUCACCAGCCUUCACAUGGAUAGUAAAUUCAGAUUUGACCCUAAUCCAAACCACAAAUCUCUCUUUAUCUUAACCCCAAACAAACCUGUGAUUCCUAACUUGCAAUUCCCAUUUCCCAAAUCUCAUAUGCGGCUUUGUGAAUUGCCUUUGGUUGCUCAUUUUGAAUAUCACAAGACUUGAAAACCUUUGACCUUGACAACUUUACUCACAGUUAUCAUUUGAAAUAAGACAUUUAACAUUGUGGUAUAUUUUGUUCUGGGGAAAUGAGGUGACUCAGAUCUUAAUCUGUAGACGAAUACCACAAAUCACAGGCAAUAGGUGUGCUUUUGGUUUGGAAUAUACUGAGAUAAAUGCAACGCUAAAUGAAAGCAAUAAACUAUUGCAAUGUGACAUUCCACAUUUUAUUCCCACUUGCUCCAUCAUGCUAUUCUGCCAGUGUGCCGUCUGUGUCAAAGCUUCAGCUGCAAAAUUGUAAUGUUGCUAUGAAAUUGUAUUAAUUAACAUUUUUAGAUCAUUGAGGUGGAAAAAAAAACGAUGAAAAUGUUCAUGUUCUUUGAAAGACAGCAUUUUUGGCCUUCUUGGAAAAAUAUGCGUCAGCCAAUUGCUUUUCUAUAGAUUUGCAUAGCAAUGUAAGACGAGAAGCGCCAAAUCAUUCUUGCACAGGACAGGUCAAAUUUGUGAUAAAGCACAGAUCCUGGAUCAAAAACAUGAUGGAUCAAAAGUCACACGAGCAUCUGCCAGAUUGUGAAUAAAAUAUCAUCAAACUAUGUAAUAUCAUUGGAAAUGAAAAAUAGCAAGCAACACACUAAAUGCUAACGCUUAUCGUAAUGUAAUCUGAAUUUGCUGCUCUUGUGAUUAAUUGCAUCUGCUCUGCACGAUUCGCAUGAGUGACCAAAUAAAUAUGAGAAAUAUUUUUUUUUUUUUUUGGUUUGGUUCAUUUAAAUAUUCUAUUUUAAACUAAAUAGAUCUCUGGAUAAUAAAACCCGAGCUACCACAAAUCACUCUCAUAAUUGGCUGUGCAAGGCAGGGAUGUCAUCGCGUGUGAUAUAUACGUACACACAUAGACAUACAACUUUACAAACGUGCAUAUUUGUGAAGUAAGCACACCUUUUUUGCUCUGAGAGUAUUGAUAGGGUGAAUGUUAAAACAUAAAAUAUUGUUCUGCUGGUUUAAAGUUUUGCUUUUGUUUUAACUUGUUUUGCACCAUACCGUUUCAUGGGCAGCUUUGCUAUUAUUUUUUAUUUUUUUAUUAAUGACACAAUGUAUAGCCUCUUUAUAACAUGUAGUUAUUGCUAUGAUGUGUUUGUAAAAUCACAUAAAAGCACUAUUUUUUGUUUUUCAGUUUCUUCACUCUUUUUAAAGUAUUAAAAUGCUCGGCCCUGUUGGGGCGACGUUUGCUAUAAAUUCACUGUGAAUUUGAUUUUGAUUGCUUUUUCAGCAUUAUGUUAUUUAACUUGGUUUAACUAAAAGUGGACCAGGUCAAAGGGUGUGAAAAAAAACAAAACAAAGGAAUUUCACAGUUUGCUAGAUUCUGUGCUUUAAAUGCUUGAAAAUCACCUAGUCAUUCACUUAGAUCCAAGAUGGCUGCUCACCCCUAGAGUAUACCUACUGGGUUGUUUUUAUUAAUUGGAUAAAGUUUCACUGCUCUUGUCAUAUGUACAUCAAAAGAAAAUUGCAGCUGUAUUUCAAUUUAUGCCAAGUACUAACAGCCAAAAUGUCACUCAAUAAAAAGUAUGUGUUAUUUCAAAAAAAAAA
Pimephales promelas (fathead minnow) is the source of this 5864-nucleotide messenger RNA. It is a transcript of the gene hspa12a, whose product is annotated as heat shock protein family A (Hsp70) member 12A. NCBI's taxonomy places the organism in Eukaryota, Metazoa, Chordata, Actinopteri, Cypriniformes, Leuciscidae. The record is from RefSeq and is a predicted model, not a curated record.